This is a messenger RNA of Penicillium brasilianum, 660 nucleotides long. The record is from the annotation of a GenBank genome assembly. NCBI's taxonomy places the organism in Eukaryota, Fungi, Ascomycota, Eurotiomycetes, Eurotiales, Aspergillaceae.
AUGACCGCCCAAGCUUACGACCAACAGCUUUCGAUUUUAUCAUUUGGUCUCAUGGCAAAUCUUGGUAUAGCAGGUGCCAAAAUUGGUGGUGGUUGGGUGUUACACAGUCAGUCGUUGAGGGCCGAUGGCUUCCAUUCACUCGCAGACUCAAUCUCUGAUCUGGCCGCGAUGAGUGUCUUGCUUAUGGAUUCCUUCAAUCUUUCUUCGCGCUUCUCAUCUAUCCACGUGAAAGUAGAGAGUGUUGGAGGCAUUAUCAUUGGACUCAUGGUACUGAUGGGCGGAAUAUUUUUGGCCAAGGAGGCCAUUACACUAGCCCCAACUGCCCAUGUCACUGUCAACCCCCAUGCCAUUUGGUUCUCUUUGGCGUCCAUUUUGAUCAAGGAGAUAUUAUACGCCAAGACAAUGGAAGUUGCUCGACAAACAAAGUCCGCGGCUCUCGCCGCGAGCGCUGCCCACCACAGGCUGGACUCGUUCUCUAGCCUUUUGUCACUGGUUUCUAUCAUGGUUGGAUAUUUCAAUACUUCGUCUCGGAUCUUUGAUGCGGUUUGUGCAGGGUUUCUAUCGAUCUUAGUGAUCAAGGAAGCCCUGGAAGUACUGUACAAAAGUGCGGAAGAUGUGUUUCGAGCUGCGACAAGAUUAGAUUACGCGAAAAACCACUAG